Messenger RNA from Drosophila subpulchrella, 2272 nucleotides. It is a transcript of the gene Pc, whose product is annotated as polycomb group protein Pc. The transcript is spliced from 2 exons. The coding region runs from base 100 to 1287 and encodes 395 amino acids. Lineage: Eukaryota; Metazoa; Arthropoda; Insecta; Diptera; Drosophilidae. The record is from RefSeq and is a predicted model, not a curated record.
UCACACUGAACAGAACAGAAUUUGUAAAGUAAACCAAACCCGAAGUUAAUUGCAAAUAACGCGAAUAAUCAAACGAUCCGCGCAGAUAAUUAAUUAAAAAUGACUGGUCGUGGCAAGGGGGGCAAGGGGAAGGUGGUGCGCGAGAAUGCGACCGACGAUCGGGACGAUUUUCUCGUGUACGCGGCCGAGAAAAUCAUCCAAAAGCGCGUUAGAAAGGGCAUCGUGGAGUACCGCGUCAAGUGGAAGGGCUGGAACCAGCGCUACAACACCUGGGAACCGGAGGUAAACAUCCUCGAUCGCCGCCUGAUCGACAUCUACGAACAGAGCAACAAAUCCUCGGGAACGCCCUCCAAGCGAGGCCUCAAGAAGAAGGAGAAGGAGCCCGAUCCGGAGCCGGAAUCCGAGGAGGAUGAGUACACCUUCACCGGCGACGAUGUGGAUACCAACCGGGCCACCACCUCUGCGGCCGGGCAGGAUCAGGAGGGCAAGAAGGAGAAGAAGCACCAUCAGCAUCAUCACCACCACCAUCAUCACCACAUCAAGUCCGAGCGCAGCAUUGGACGUCGCUCGGAAUCCCCGCUGACGCACCAUCAUCACCAUCACCACCACGAUUCCAAGCGGCAGCGCAUGGAUCACAGCUCCUCCUCGAACAGCAGCUCCACGCACAACUCCUUUGUCCCCGAGGCCGACACCAACUCGUCCAGCUCCGAGGAUCAGCCACUGAUUGGUACCAAGCGCAAGGCCGAAGUGCUUAAGGAGUCGGGCAAGAUCGGAGUUACGAUCAAGACCUCGCCAGAUGGCCCCACACUAAAGCCUCAGCCGGCACAGCAGUUAACGCCCAUCCAGCAGCAGCAACAGCCUUCCCAGGAUCAGCAGCAGGCGGAGAAGGUGGCAAACGAGGCAGCCACGCCGCUAAAGUCCGAGCUGCAGGUCACCCCGCUAGCCAUUGAAGCCACAACGGCCACACCCGCUGAAUCCGGAGCCGAGGAAGAGGAGGUAGCCAGCGAGGAGGGCAACCAGCAGACGCCACAGGUUCCGCCCGAGAACAACAACAUACCAAAGCCGUGCAACAACCUGGCCCUCAACCAGAAGCAGCCGCUUACUCCUCUUUCGCCGCGCGCCCUGCCGCCACGCUUCUGGCUGCCGGCCAAGUGCAACAUAUCCAACCGCGUGGUCAUCACCGAUGUAACCGUCAACCUGGAGACUGUCACCAUACGCGAGUGCAAAACGGAGCGGGGUUUUUUUCGCGAGCGCGACAUGAAGGGCGACUCGUCGCCAGUAGCCUGAGCUGCGGCCCAAACAAAACUCGGAAAAUCGAAACGGAAACCUGAAACAAUUGUAAAUAGACAAACCAAAAUGGGGGAAAGUUGAGUGGAGCACUAACAAAUCGACACUAGAUGUUGCUAAGCAUUUUCUCUUUAGAACGUAACUUAUUUAUUGUAUUUAUUUAUAGCGUAGUUAUUAGAUUGUUGUUUUAUUACAAUGUUUGAAGUGCAAGAGAGUAGCUUGGGCAAUCGCAAAUCGCUCAUUUACUAAAAUUUUUAUUAUUGAUUUUAAUUAUUUUGCCUAAUAUUUUACACACAAUUUUAAUAAUUUAUUUUUACAACUGCAAUAUUUUUCCAUCUAAAUUGGGAUCUUUAUUGUUUACUGUCCCUUUUGCAAUAUCGCUUUUUUGAGCUCUACCCAUAUUUUAGUGAAUGAACGAAAUGCUGCGACUGCUUAACUUGCCACUGCAUUAGAUUGUAAAACCUGCAGCAUAGAUAUGUAUGUCGUACAUAUAUUUAUUUACCACAUAUUGUAUAUUUUUCUACAACACUUUGAAUCUGAUUGAGAACAACACAAGACACUCAUAUGCUACAAAACUCCAUGCGAAACCGAAGCAAUUGUUGAAUACGCUUGAUAUACAAUUAUAUACAACUGAAGAAGUAUAUAUUCGAGUAUGUCACCAAGUUGGCUAUCCCAAUGUUGUAAUUGUUUAAAAUUAUAUUUCCUCGCGCCGACUGAUUUUACAAAAGAAACCCCCAAAAAGAUAUAUAUGUAGUUUGGAAAAUAUUUUUAGAAUUUAGCUAACCACAAUCUCCACUUAAUAUUUAUUUUAAAAUGUUCUACUUUUAGCAGUCAUCCGAGGCUCAAGUGCUGACUUUAUGGGUUCCGAACGGUGCAGUGCACAGAUAAUUCCAAAUCGAGCCCAUAGACUCAAUACUUAACUCCUAUGAUUAUUACACUAUUUUUUAACGCUUUGCAAAUGGAAUCUUCGUGGGAGCUGUGGGAA